AUGAGCUCUGCUUCUGCGUCGUCGCCAUCUUCAACCCCGGCGGCGUCUUCCUCUUCGACGGCGCGGGGCUCGACUGGCGGGCGGCGCCAGCGAGUGCUCUGGGACAGCGACAGCGCCGUCCGCGGCGGCAAGACAUCCAUCGGCGUGCUGCUCGAGUGGCUGGCGACGCCCGGCAACUACGCUCGCUGGCGGGACGGCAAGUCGCAGACUGGCGAGACGCGCGAGACGCUGUGCUCCGAGAUCAAGAACGCCAUGAGGCAGCACGGCAUCCACCACCGCGCCAACGCCAACAUCCGCACGCAGAUCAGCGAGCUGGAGCGCGCCUUCGACGCGGCGCGCAGCUGGCUCAAGGAGAACGCCCUGGACCCGUACACGUUCAAGCGGCUGGACCAGGAGAACGCCGACGACGGCAACGAAGGCGUCAUGGUGGACGCGGAGCGCAGCCAGGCAGAGGCCCACGUGCUGCGCCUGUGCCGCUACUACCCGACGCUCAACGAGGUGUUCGGCCAGGACGAGGACAAGGGCAUCCGCGGCCGGCGCUACCACCGGCCGCUGAUCGUCAAGAAGCGCAAGCUGCCGGGGGACGAGGACGACGACAGCACGCAGCGCAUGCUGGCGGAGGCGGUACGGGAAGAGCGCGACCGCAAGAGGUUCUGCAUGGAGGAGGAGCGGCACAAGCUCGAGUGCGAGAAGCUGCGCUGUGAGGUGGAGGCGGCAAAGCUCAAGCUCACGAUCGACCGCGCUCUCGCACGUAAAAAGCUGCUGGACGCCGGCCUGCCAGAAGCGCAAGUGAACGAGCUCUUCCCCAAGUAA
Messenger RNA from Phytophthora sojae, 813 nucleotides. RefSeq lists its product as hypothetical. NCBI's taxonomy places the organism in Eukaryota, Oomycota, Peronosporomycetes, Peronosporales, Peronosporaceae. The transcript is spliced from 2 exons. Bases 1 to 813 code for a protein of 270 amino acids. The record is from RefSeq and is a predicted model, not a curated record.